This is a messenger RNA of Neodiprion virginianus, 5034 nucleotides long. RefSeq names its product transmembrane protein 184B (gene Tmep). Bases 750 to 2045 code for a protein of 431 amino acids. The record is from RefSeq and is a predicted model, not a curated record. Gene Ontology annotation, molecular function: transporter activity. Lineage: Eukaryota; Metazoa; Arthropoda; Insecta; Hymenoptera; Diprionidae. The transcript is spliced from 6 exons. Gene Ontology annotation, biological process: transport.
GACAGUUUAGGCAAUAUAACAAACAGUAACGCACGAAAUUGAAUCGAUUCAUUCAUUGCUGGCGCGUAGCGAGGCACAUGAAAAGUUAAGAAAGCAUGGAAUCGUGGCGAAAAUUACGUGAAAAAAUCAUGAGACGUUAAGUAAUGAAAUUUUGAGAGUGAAAUUGUGCGAAGUAUACACAUAUCGUACAAAACAGAUCGGAUAAAACGCGUAAAGGACAACAGCGUAUAAUUUACACAACACGCAGGCGCGCCAACAUCGAGGUCACGCACACGCACGCUACCAACAUAACCAUACAUACGUCUACACAGUGAAAGGAGCGAAGAGAGAAAGAGGAGAUGGUGCUCAAGUCCGGGUAGGAGUGUACCGUAUACGUCGUCUGACAACCUCCGACAUCCACACGCAUACACACACAUCCUGUUUUUUAUAUACCGUAAAUAAAUCCACAGUUCCAUACCAUACGACGCACCACGGUCGAGGUGUUCGACAGCUGCUUAAUAAUGUCGCGUAAAAGUGUAUCUCGGUGAUAUUGACGUGAAAAUAAGUGAGGAUCGAUCGAUCGGUGGGAAAACUCUGUAAAUCUAUAACAUUCAACGUUCCUCCGAAGCGACUGGCAGGCUCCUUGAACUCUUUACGCGAAGAAAUUCAGCCCAUCUUCUAUUACGAGACUGGCUGACAAGACGGCUACGCGUACUCUUCAAUUCCAGGAAUAUUGCCGAGGUGACGUCUUGUUCGCGGGAUAACGAGGCAUGGCUACCUCAGUCUUGGAGGCUUCCUCAACACUGGCAUCCACUGUAUCAGGAGCCAUCAACGACACAAUGAGCAGAGCCGCAGAUCCGAGUAGCGACCCAAAUUUAACAGGAACACCAAUUUUUCUACAAACCAAAGCAGCCCAGGGUAUUGCUGGUGUUUUUGUUUGGGCCGCGUUGUUCCUAACUUGCCAACAAAUAUACCAGCAUUUGAGAUGGUAUACAAAUCCGACUGAGCAGAGAUGGAUAGUGAGGAUUUUGUUCAUAGUACCGAUAUAUGCAACGUAUUCUUGGAUAUCGUUGUUAUUCUUCAAUAGUGAGAGUUACUACGUGUAUUUUUUCACCGUACGGGAUUGUUACGAGGCAUUUGUAAUAUACAAUUUCUUGUCGCUGUGCUACGAGUAUUUGGGUGGAGAGGGUAACAUCAUGUCCGAAAUAAGGGGGAAACCGAUACGGUCAAAUUGUCUCUACGGAACUUGCUGCCUAGUCGGUAAAACUUACACCAUCGGUUUUCUAAGAUUCUGCAAGCAAGCCACCCUCCAGUUCUGCCUUGUCAAACCCGUCAUGGCAUUUGUCAUUAUAUUCCUGCAAGCCUUCGGGCAUUAUCGAGAUGGUGAUUGGUCGCCCGACGGUGGUUACAUAUACAUCACAAUAAUAUACAACAUUAGCGUUUCCCUCGCCCUUUACGGACUGUUUCUAUUUUAUUUCGCUACAAGAGAUUUACUCACGCCUUUCGAACCCGUGCUCAAGUUUUGCACCGUCAAAAGCGUCAUCUUCUUAUCAUUCUGGCAAGGUGUGCUGCUGGCUGUUCUCGAAAAGGCAAAUGUCAUUUCAUCUGCCAUCAAUAGCGUCGGACUGGCGACCAGCGCUGGUACAGUAUCGGCUGGUUAUCAAAAUUUCUUGAUCUGCAUAGAGAUGUUGUUCGCCGCUAUUGCGCUUCGCUACGCAUUUCCAUAUCAAGUUUACUCAGCUGGAUGCGUAACUGAUUCGAGAGGCAGGAGUGUUACCAUGCAGAGCAUCAGUAGCAGUUUAAAAGAGACAAUGAAUCCCAAGGAUAUUAUGACCGACGCGAUACACAAUUUUCAUCCUCAAUACCAACAGUACACGCAGUACAGUUCGGGAGGAAGUAAAGGUCAGCGAGGAAUGCGCGUAUCAAGUUACGACCCUGACGACCCUCAAAAUAUGCCUGUGCCGCCACCUCAACGUCGCAACACCUCUAAUCAACGAGUUGCUACUAUUUCACAAAAUUAUAACGAGAAAACGAUGCUUCUGAGUAGCGACGACGAAUUUCAGUAGAGAGAGAGUGAAGAGAAAAAGAAAAGGACCGAUCACCCAUUUUCAUUUUAAGAAUUAACGCGUAGAGUAAUGAUUGCGCAAUAGUCGAGUGGGCAAGAAAAUUUUACGAUAUUAAGUGAACGAGAAUGUUCCGAAAGAGAAAUAAUUAUAAAUAAAAUGCCAAAAGGCUCGGUUAAAAACGAGCGUUUGAUCGAUUUUCAAAUUGAAAAUUGAAUAAUCAAUAAAUGUAUUUAAAAAAAAAAAUUUUAAUCAUGAUGAGACAGAGCAUACCUACAUAAAUAUGGUCAUGAAGUAUGUGUACAUCAAUAUUUGUCCCAAAGUAAAUUCUUCUUUUCUCAGGAAGUUGAUUAAUUGAUUAAAAAAUCGCAAAGAACUCGUGUUCAAUUUUUCAACCAAAGUGUACAAAUUUCAUUUAUAAGUGAACAUUUUUUUCUGUUGUUUGUUUGUGUCAUUUGUGUUAUUCUUUUUUAUACUCAAACAUUGUGAUUUUCAUUGCACACGUCACGGUAGUUGUACAAACAUAUUUCUUGUGAAAUAUGAACAGAGAUUAGACUUUUUUUUUCUUUAAAUUCUGUCCGGAUUAUAGACGAAAAAAGGAAAGAAAGGCUAGCGUGAGAAAAAAAAUUGAGUUGUCAUGACAUCAAUCGUUUAAAAAAUGCAAAGAAGCUCUUAUGAAAAAAAAGAGUCUGUACAUGGUAUAAGCAUACUAUAUAUUCGACUAUAAUAGGUAAUUAUGGUUCCAAAACUAAGUAAAUGAAGUGAAUAUUUGUUAUUAUAUUUAAGAAUAAUGAUGAUAUAUAGAAGAAUAUUUAUUUUAAUAAUGCCCAUGCACUUAAUUAAAUAGAUUUAUAUUACUUGACGACGUAGGUUUAUAUAGUCUAAAAAUAACAAGAGAAAAAGGACGAAAAAAAUAAUACAGAUUUCAAGCCGCAUAGUGUUUCGUUUAAAUAUUACAUUUUAUCUUCUGUUUUCUUUGCUAGCUUCAUAUUUCGCGAAAUUCCGAAAGUAAUUUACGAAGAACAAUGAUUUGAUGAAAAAAUAAAUAAAAAUUUCGCUGCCAAAAAUAUUUAAAAAGUACGUCCAUUUAAAUUAGCAAAUUGUUAAUACAUGCAUACUCGUUGACGAACAAGGUUUUUUACAAUUAAAAGAGACGAGAAAAAAAAAGAAAUAGAAAAAUUACGCGUUUGAGAACAUAUUUUUAUUAUAUGGGUAAGUAAGUAUUGAUAACUGCGUGUAGAAGAAGUGUAUGUUCAAAAAAUACGAAGAGAAAUAGUAAUGCUGUUCGUUUCUCGUGUAUAAAGUAUUAAUGAUUGAUUUGAGUAGGCGACGCCGUUCUUAAAGAAGUAUCAAAUUUUUUUCUUUGAACAUAUUUUCUUGAAUUUCGAUAUAAUCAUACAAAUAAGAAUAAACUAAUUUUCAGUCAAGAAAAAAUAAAAUAAAUAUAAAACUAUCCGCGUCCUGGUGUAAAUACAGACAGAUCUAUACAGCUGUAUUCAGCUUAAAAUUAAGCAGUUUAAUAAAAUUCCAUGAUGUAAAGGAACGAAAAAAAUGUAUAAAAUUGUUCUAUUGCUUGCAGCAUAUUAUUAUUAUUAUUAUUAUUAUUAUUAUCAUUGUCAUUAUCACCCAUUUAGUAUAAAGAACCGCAAAGAAAAAGAAAGUGAACAUGUUAUUCAUUCAAAGUGAGAUUAUUCCAUAUUGCAUUUAAUUUUAUGAAUUGUGAAUAGAAACAAUUGUACAAUGUAGUACGUUUUUUAGUUAAUUAUAUUUUCACAGUUUGUUGCCGAAAGUUUGCGCUCUCUCUCUCUCUCUCUCUCUCUCUCUCUCUCUCUCGCUCUUUCUGUAUUGAUCAAAGAAUAAUAAAAAUAUGUAACAAGUUAUACAUAUUCUUACGUAAUUUUUGUUAUUUUUUUUACCUUGCGUAGAAUUAUAAAACAUAACUUUAUGUAAAUUAAUAUAUGAUCUGUUGUUUCAAAGGUGAAGAAAAAAAAUGAAUUACCGUCGCAUUUGAUGUCCAUAAUUAAAGUUUAAGGAGAAAGCAAAAAAAAAAAAAAGCAAAAAAAAAACAAGAACUUGAAAUCUUAAGGCUAAAUGUACAUAACGUAUUGUUAACAUAGACUAUUAUGAUAUAUAUAUAUAUAUAUAUAUAUAUUAGGGUAGUCCUUAUUUAGGGGUCGGACGCAUUUUUAAUCAGACGCCCCCCAAAUCGGCUCCAAAUAAUUUAAAAAAAAAUCCUCUUUUUUUCAGAUUUUUAUCUAGCCUCUAACCCCUCCCCCCGGGGGGUGAAUUUCCCCAUUUGAAAUACACGUGUUUCGGCCAUAUUCUCAGGAUAUAUUUUAUUCUAAGAGUAAUAAUUUCUUAAAAAAUCUGUAACUGCGAGAUUUUAGUGUUCAUUGGUCCUACUAUAUGAAAAAAAAUUCACAAUAUCAUACGGAUCAAUUUAGACAAAUUGCACACCCUUUAACCCUAUGAAGCAUAGUGGUAACCCACGUUACCAACUCGAUUUUCUUGAAUUUUUCUAAUUUUUUUACUUCUCAACAUAUUCAGAUCCGGUUUUUUGCAUUUUUUAGUUAUUUUAGUCAUAAAAGAACAUAAAAAUAUAAUCUAAUCGGCAUAAUUGUUUAUAAUAUUAGUUUUAUAAAUAAACAAACUAAAAAAAAUCACGUUUUUUUCGGCAAAAUUCAUCCUUAUUUCAUAUUCAUAUAUUCAUAUAUAUAUAUAUAUAUAUAUACUGAGUAUUGUUGUAUGCAUUUAAUGUACAUGAACAAAGUCGAAAACAAAAAUCUUAUACAACUUAUAUGAACUGUCGAUUAAGAAUUGUUGCAAUAACACCGUCAUGUUGAUUUGCAUUAAAACCGAUGCAUAAUAAGUAACUCACCCUAAUGGAGUAAAUGACAAAAAUAUAUAUAUAUAUAUAUAUAUUAGGGUAGUCCUUAUUUAGGGGUCGGACGCAUUUUUAAUCAGACGCCCCCCAAAUCGGCUCCAAAUAAUU